Messenger RNA from Danaus plexippus (monarch butterfly), 2828 nucleotides. RefSeq names its product LIM domain transcription factor LMO4. The record is from RefSeq and is a predicted model, not a curated record. NCBI's taxonomy places the organism in Eukaryota, Metazoa, Arthropoda, Insecta, Lepidoptera, Nymphalidae. Bases 382 to 963 code for a protein of 193 amino acids. The transcript has 5 exons.
ACGCUCGAAGGGGAAGUGCCGCCGAUCCCCACAAACGCAUCUACUUUUUUCGAAGUUCUCUGUUCAGUUUUUGUUCUAAAGUUUUACGAGAAGGUUUUUGUGCUUCGAGUCUUUUGUCCUGUCGAACUUGAAGGAUACGGGACUGCAUUCGGCGGUGAAGUUAAUUGAGUUUAUACGUUUGGUGUUUUUUAUUUCUGUUAUUGUUGAGUUUUUUUUUGUUUGGUGCACUGUACCGGCCCGAACACCGGCGUUAUAUCAAGGCACAAGGCCUGGUCGCUCACUUACGGACCUCCGGGGGAAAGCCUUUAGGGCGUGUAGUUGUGCUGGUGGGUGCGAGCGGUCCCCGCUCCAACCGUCAAGCUGGCAGCGAGCGCGUUGAGCAUGAACCCGCACUACCACGGGUACGCGGAGCUCAGCUCACCUCACCCGCCCUCUCCGGAGGCCGCUUUCGCCAACGGACACGACUACCCUCACAAUAACAACAACCCCGCGCUCAAAGAAUGCGCCGGUUGCGGAGGGAAGAUUGUAGAAAGGUUCCUUCUCCACGCCCUAGACAGAUACUGGCACCACGGGUGUCUGAAGUGCACAUGUUGUGGACAAGCCCUCGCGGACAUGGGACGAUCCUUUUAUUUCAAAGGCGGGAUGAUAUUAUGCAAAAGCGACUACACAAGAAUGUUCGGUUCAAGCGGCGCGUGUGCAGCGUGCGGUCAGGCCAUCCCCGCCAGCGAAUUUGUGAUGAGAACGAACGCUCCUCAACAACCCCUUCACGUCUUCCACAUAAAGUGCUUCGCAUGCUCCAAAUGCGGGUCACACCUCAUGCAAGGCGACAGGUACUACAUGUUAGCGGGGUCACUAGUCUGCGAGCAAGAUUGGCAGAAGCUGAUGAAGAACGCGAACGCGGCGACGACCGGCGCGCCGGUGCGCAAGGGAAAGGUGGGACGCCCGCGGCGCUCGCGCGAAUGAGCGUUGCCUGCGCACGCGCCGGCCCCGCCCGCGCCCGCGCAUUACUCUCACAGAGACUAUGAAGAGAUGAUGGCGUGCUCAUAUCUUAGUGCAUCGGGAGUCAAACCUCAGUCGUCGACGACCGGGUGCUGGACUCCGCCGUACUGCAUGCCUGAGCCUGAGUCAAGUCGAAUGCUUCCCUUUACCCGACCCCCGCUACCACCUCUAGUGGUACCACAGCUACCACCGUCGCCUUCACCAUCCCUACCACUGAGCGCUGCCAUCUCAGAGCCAGCAUUGGACUUGACCACGUCAAUGAAGUCUCGCGUGCCGUCGUCCGAGGACGACUCCGAGUGAUAGUGAAGUGCACAAACUAUUGAACUAUUGGCUACAGUUAAUUAUUACUCUCAGCAUCGAACUAAUGAGUUCAACGAAUCUGCAGUUAGUAAUAAUUCGCGGCGCCUUUGUUAAGUUGUACGGUACACUCGGCACCACAAAGUUCACAACUGUUGACGUAAACUAAAGCGUAUGAAUCUGUGGUGGCGGCUGUACUCACUAAAUAUUUAAUUUCGGUUGUGAAAAUGGCAAUUUAUGUAAAACUUACUCGCUGCUAUGUAAAUUUCAUUACGAUUUUGAAUAGUUAUAGAGUUAUUGUGGAUGGGAAGUGUUAAACACGUUGUUUCUAUUUAAAAUGAUAAGAAAUGUACAUUAGAAACGAAUAUGGCAUAUCUAAAACAUACAUUUAAGGAUGUAAUAAUAGAGCUCCAUACAAAGAAUAAUUAAGAUAAAACAUAGUGCGUUACGAUUUUUUAACUUUCUGCUCUUUAAGCACUCGGUGUACUUUCUAUUUACAAUGCGAUUGUGUAUGUAAUUAUACAUUUACCCUUUUUAAUGAAAUAACAUUUGUAAGAUUUGAAUUAAACACGAAUUUUAGAUCAUUACGACUAUGUAUGUUGUAUUAUUUGCACCGCUACACUCAUAUUUAUACAUUUUUCAAUAAAAUAUUUUAUAUAAAAUUUUCAAAUAUUUGUCGCUAUGUUCCGCUAUGAUGAGAAAAAUUCUUGCCAAAAUGUACCUUUUAUGUUUAACAUUAUUUAAAUCUACAAAAGGAAACUCCUCGAACGCAUGCUCUGUGAUUUGCUAACUUUGUAAAUAACUCGAAUAUAUUUGUUAUUUUGUUUAUAAAAAAAAAACUUACGAGCUAUUACAAUUUUUUAUCACUAAUAGCCCGUUUGUUUUAAUCAAUAUUGUACAUAUUAGUAAAAUCUAGAGUUAACUAGACACUGGUACCUAAAGUAAUAGGCUGCAAUCUUAGCAAUAAUAAUGAUGCCAACGUCUAAAUGUUAUCUGUAUAUAAAGACUCGUAUGUUCUACCUUCAUAUGAACAAAUUUGAUGUAAACAAAAACCUAUUUUAGCUUGCAUUCUUUAGUUUAACAAAUCAUGUCUCCUUACGUCGUCACGAAAAUACGAUAUAUUUCAAAAAGAGUGCAAACUAAAAUCGGUCUUACGUAAGUAAUCUUAAACGCUAACAUUCCUUUCCCUUAGGUAGGUAAAUUUUUUUUAAAAUCCCAUGUUCCGUAUUUAUGGAUAUUUAAUAGCAUAUGAUAUUAAUUGAGCAAAAGAAUAUCUAUUUAAAAUAGUAGUAGCAAUAUCACGUGUCACAUACGAUACUCUGAAAAUGUUAGCGUUUAGUGAAUCUUGCCAUCUAUAACGAAAGAUUGUUCAGACAAUUCAUUAACAAUGAGUAAGGUUUAAAAAUUGUUCUCUCGUCUGGCGAUUUAAGUGAACCGCUGUUGGUGUUACCAUUACUUACAAUACACAUUACGACUUUGUAGCCUAAGAUGUGAAAAAGGAAAAAAAGGAGAAAUUAAAUUUUGUAAAUUAA